Drosophila teissieri is the source of this 1018-nucleotide messenger RNA. RefSeq lists its product as uncharacterized. NCBI's taxonomy places the organism in Eukaryota, Metazoa, Arthropoda, Insecta, Diptera, Drosophilidae. Bases 427 to 996 code for a protein of 189 amino acids. The transcript has 3 exons. The record is from RefSeq and is a predicted model, not a curated record.
AAAGCUGAUAGCCAGCAGAUAAGGUGGCCAGGAACCACCGGAAGGCCUAACUCUCGGUUCUUUGAACUUAUCAAUCGCAAUUUAGCGGCUUAGGGGUUUACGAUCCACGGAAUCGAUUGCUGUAACCAAUUGGUUAAUACAGCCCAAUAUCUAUUGAACCACUUCGAGUGAGUGUUUAUCGAGUGACGUAAUUAAUUGCCGAGACGAACUUUCGCCGGAAAAGUUAGCAAAAAAAGUUUAGCUAAAAGUAUGCAACACUUUUUGCUCAUCAUCGAAGUGCAAAGUUUGGGAGCCACUGGCUCGUUAUUUGCAGACGAACCCCAGCGAUAAGAAGCCUAUAAACAAACCAUACAUCACUGUCCGAUUGCAUUACCAACUUUCGGUAACUUGACGCGGAAGUUUCGCUUCGAUUUCCUUCAGUGCUUUAUGGUCAUCAGUGCCAUGAAAACUGCUAUUAUUCUGCUUCUAGCCCUUAAGGCGUAUGCUGAGCCUACUCCACGAACUCUGAACUCUUUGUGUUCCUACUUUGAUAAUGGAAACGAAACGGUUUCCAAUCUGGGCAACACCAAGAAGUGUUUUGCCCGUUAUCUACCCAAACUGGAAAGUGAAGGGGCAACCUGGUCGCAAGGAUACAGUGCCUGUCAGAAGGAUACUACUAGCGAACGGCAGUCCUUGCUAACGAAUGCCACUGGGGCUCAGGAGGAGAUUCGAGCAGCUGCCCUGGACAUGUCUUCGUUUAUUGAUCAGUGUUUGGCCUUGACAGAGUCCCUCGACUUUUUCAAUUGCUUUGCCAAAAUGGCCAAGCUACAGUUGGCGAAUGUCUACAGUAUUUCAUUUAAUGCCAGCGAACAGGCGUUGAUCCUAAAUAAGAAAUUAAGUAGAAUCGAAUUGGAGCACUAUCGGUGCACAAAUCAAACCGAACAAAAGUAUGUGAAAGGAACCGAUACCAUCUUUCGAUCCUUGGAUCAAUGUCUGCAGCAAAGUGAUGCACUUUAAUACAUUUUUAUUGUACUGCCAU